GCGGCGGCGACCGUCGGCGCCGCGCUCGACGACACCUGGCAGCGCCACAUCUACAAGGAGAUGAACAACGGCAGUCGGCACCUGCGCGGCGCCUGGCAGGCGUACUGGCUUAACGAGCUGGCGCAGGUGGACGCGCACCUCAACCCCAAGCAGAUCCGCGUCCAGGGCUUCGACGGCCACAGCGGCGCCGUGCGCGAGAUGCACGUGCUCGACAACGAGAACAGCUUCGUGUCGGCCAGCCGCGACAAGACGGUCAAGCUCUGGUCUAUCCGCAGCCAGGGGGACGGCAGCCAGCGCUCGACACCCCAAUGGACGUACAGCCAGCACCGGCGGCCGGUGCUGGGCGCCACCUACCUGCCGGCCCGGCAGCGGGUGGCCUCGUGCGACCCCCAGACGCUGCACCUCUGGGACCCGUUCAUCGGCGCUGCUGACGCUCAGGUCGAGCUGGGCAGCAUCAGCGUCAUGGCUGCGGUUCCGGCGCCGUGCCCGUACCUGUUCUGUGGAUCCAGCGAGCCCAGCCUGCGGCUGGUGGACACGCGCAUCGGUGCUGCUGUCUGCACCUGGAAGGGCGCCCUCGCCGUGCUCGAUCUACGUACCGGUACGGUGCGUGCCGCCUGGAAGGCUCACGAGGCUGAGGUGCGGCAGGUGGCGGCGCUCGAUGACGCCAGCCUGGUGACGUGUUCGGUGGAGCCGAGCCUGACUGUCUGGGAGACCGCCGACGGCGCGGCACGUACCACGCUCCGCGGCAGCGAGCCGGGCGCCGUCUUCUCCUCCACCAAGCUGAAGCCCGAGUGCUUCAAAGGCGUGCUCUCCUCGAUGGCCCUACUGAGCGCCAAUCGGCUGCUGCUGCUGGGGUCGGACCAGGGUUCCAUACGGCUCAUCUACUGA
Pollicipes pollicipes is the source of this 888-nucleotide messenger RNA. RefSeq names its product WD repeat-containing protein 81. The transcript is spliced from 8 exons. Gene Ontology annotation, molecular function: protein binding. Bases 61 to 888 code for a protein of 275 amino acids. The record is from RefSeq and is a predicted model, not a curated record. NCBI's taxonomy places the organism in Eukaryota, Metazoa, Arthropoda, Thecostraca, Pollicipedomorpha, Pollicipedidae.